Molecule: messenger RNA, 1287 nt
Organism: Closterium sp. Naga37s-1
Lineage: Eukaryota; Viridiplantae; Streptophyta; Zygnematophyceae; Desmidiales; Closteriaceae
Source: the annotation of a GenBank genome assembly
AUGUCCUGGCUAGCACGGUUGGCAGUGGCCAUGCAUGUGGCUCAAGCACUCGACCUGAGCAUCUCAGUUGGGAGUGCAUGCACAGUCACACUCCUCCCCACCGCAUUCACAUUCCCCUCACCGCAUUCACACUCCUCCCCACCGCAUUCAAAUCCUUCCCAGGGGAGCAGCGCCCCAUGUCCUAGCUGGCACGGCUGGCAGUGGCCAUGCAUGCGGGAGCAGCGCCCCAUGUCCUGGCUGGCACGGUUGGCAGUGGCCAUGCGUGUGGCUCAAGCACUGGAGCAUCUGGGGCGGGAGAAGAACAUGGCUGUGUAUCAUGACCUUAACCCUUACAAAGUGCUGCUGGAUAAGGACAACGAACCCAAGCUGUCAUGUUUCGGCCUCAUCAAGCCUCUCAAGGAAGGCCGCUACAGCUCCAACCUGGACUACUUACCACCUGAGCAGCUGUUACACGGGCGAGUGACAGCAGAGAGUGUGGUGUACAGCUUCGGACUCAUCCUUCUGGCCCUCUUUAGUGGCAAAAGCAUUCGUCCCACACAGUUCCUGGAGAUGGUGGAGGAGAAGCAGGAUCUAUCCCUCCUGCUAGACAGCAACCUCCUCUCCCACGCACCAAGCGUUGAUUUCGCCCUCGAGCUCGUGCCCCUCAUUGCCGAGUGCCUGAAGAAGGACCCGGGGGAGCGCCCCCCCAUGGACAGCAUUGCAGAGUUCCUUGGGAUACUGGACGACCGCAGCAGGGGCAUCGGCAAUUCACUUGGCCUUGCGGGAGAGGGAGAGGAGAGGGAGGGGGACGGCGCUCCUGCUGCUUCUGCUGCAGCAUCACCGUUGGCCCGUGCAGCCAUGGAAGGGGACUGGGAGGUGCUGCAUCGGAGGCUGGUCACGGUGUCGUUCACUCCGCCCCAGGAGCCAUCUUUUGAGGUGUGGAAUGCCGAAAUACAGGAUCUAGUGUCGUCGAGGCAGAGGGGAGACAAGGCGUUCAAGAGCCAGCAGUGGGAGGAGGCGAUUGCUCUCUACACCAAGGUGAUUAUAACGAGAGGUGAAGGGGAUGCGGGGGAGUGGGAGAGUGAAGGAGGGGGAUGUCUAAGCCAGCAGUGGGAGGAGGCGAUUGCUCUCUACACCAAGGAUCCCAUCUCACUUUUGACACCUCCCUCUCACUUUCUCCUUUUUUGCAUGCCACCCCCUCCACCCCUCCUGCCCUUCAUGCCACCUCUUUCCACCCCUCUUUCCGUGCGUGCCACACCUCUCCACCCCUGCGUUCUGCUCUCGUCUCCUACAGUUCCUCAAGUGUGA